This is a messenger RNA of Oryzias melastigma (Indian medaka), 3528 nucleotides long. RefSeq names its product sialoadhesin. NCBI's taxonomy places the organism in Eukaryota, Metazoa, Chordata, Actinopteri, Beloniformes, Adrianichthyidae. The transcript has 19 exons. The record is from RefSeq and is a predicted model, not a curated record. The coding region runs from base 999 to 2936 and encodes 645 amino acids.
CAGUGACUUCUCACUUUUUGAGCAUAUUGCUUUUAAUUAUUAAUUUUUGUAAAUAUUGGUCAACAUUUUUCUGAUUGAGCCUUAACAUUUGUUGUUUCUUGUUUUUAUUUUAGUUACUGUAACAUCACUGCAUUAAAGGACACCUUUAUUUUGGGUGAAUUUAGAUACAGGUGUACACAUUUUAGGAGCAGAUAACACAGAAAUUGUAGCAACAAAAUUAAAGUGGUCUGGUCCUUUGGUUUCCAAAUUAUGCUUUGUUGCUCCAAAAAUAAAUAAAUAAAGGUGUGGACUCAGAUUUUCAUUCAUUAAAAGAAGAUGAUCAUCACAAAGCUCUUGCUAAUAGAUCUCUAAAAGUCUUGGAUCAUAGUGAAAAAAAUCCUGUUUUAUAGGUUUACUUUUAUGAAUAAAACCUUUUUUGUGCAAAAAUCUGUUUUUUUUAUUCAUUUUUUAUACAAAGCAUCCUAACAGCUGCAUACAUUGCUUAGUAAAUAAUUCCACCUCAACCAAACUUUUUGAAAGCCAGAACAAACAGUAAAACACGGUCAUCCUUAUUGUUCAUUUAUAUUUUUCCUGAGUUUAGAAACAGUCUUAUGGCAUACGACAUGUUUAAGCAAUGCACAAUGCCUGAAAGAGUUUAACAAGUAGUAAGAGUGAAAGGAGACAAUUGUGGAUGUGUAAUGAUCACGAGGAUGCCACACUGUCACUAUUAAAAGCAAAGGAACCCUAAAAGUAGUUUCAGACAGAGAAGUGGGAACGAAAAGAUUCUGAUGACCAAAGAUCUGAGCCUGCUUUAAAUAAACUCUUCUCCAUCAUCAUCUUUCUCUGGACUCUUUCAUCACUCCUCCCAUCUCCAGCCAGACCAUUCCAGUCUCCACUGCAACAGCCAUCGAUAUAAAACCUCCCUCACUGUGGGGGUUGGAGUAAUCGUCCCGGGUUUGAAUCUUUUUCUUCCCAUGCUGUGGUGGAUGUAGACGCUGGAGGAUCUCGUGUCAGCGGAGAUGUUGGCAGGUGCAUUACUUCUGGGCACCAUCCUUACAGUUUUUCCAGGAACACAGUGCAGGUGGAGUGUGUCAUUCUCAAGGAGGGAAAUCUGUGUGUGGGCAGGAACUACAGUCACUCUACCCUGCCGCUAUGACCACCCCUCAGGUCACACAGUGAAGCGUGUCAUGUGGUUCUGUGUGUCAGCCCAGGGUCAGAGGGAAUUCGCCCACCACUCUGACCCUAACUUGAUCAGCCUGUCGUACCGCGGACGAACCCGCUACAUAGGUGGCAGCUACUCCAGUUGUUCGGUCCAGAUUCGGGGUGUGAAGUUGAGCGAUGCUGGACAAUAUCACUUCAGGUUUGAGACUGACAAGCAGUUAGGAAGAUGGACUUCCCCGAACACCAUUACUCUGGAUGUAACAGACCUCCAGGUCUUGGUUCAUCCCCCCAGACCUGGCAACAUGUACGGCUCUGGAGAAACUGUCUUCAUCGGCUGCCAGGCUAGAGGGUGUGCUGCUCCUGGGCGGAGUCUUGCCCUCUACAGGAAUGGGCUGAAUCUCGGCUCCUUUGAGAAGUGGAUGACCAUCAGCCGCUUUGACCAGCAGCACGCUGGAGCUUACAGCUGCAGGCCGAUCCCCCCUCAGAAUGUACAAUCACCAUCUGUCACUCUGACUCUGGGGUAUAAACCUCGCUUCACUGCCAUAGCCGUUCUCCCUGGGGGGGAGGUUUCAGAGGGGGGGUCUGUUUCUCUGGCUUGCAGCAGUGACGCAGCUCCUCCUGUGGAGAGUUUUGCAUGGUUUAAAGACAUGGAAAGCGGCAGCAUCCCAGACAGCUUCAGCCCUCAGCUCCAUCUGUCCUUCCUCAGACACACCGAUAGAGGAGAGUAUUACUGUGUGGCACGCAACUCGCUGGGAACAGAUCGCUCCAAAUCCAUUCUACUCAAUGUUACCUACUCACCAAAGGACACUCAUGUGCUGGUGAGUCCUCGGAGGGACAUCAGAGAAGGUUUUCAUGUAAACAUGAGCUGUGUCAGCUAUUCUCAUCCUCCCCCCAGCAGGUAUGCUUGGUAUCGUAUCCAAGGUGACCAGUUGAUGGCUAAAGGUAAUUUUCAGAACCUGAUCUUUCCGUCUGUGCGCGCUCACCACGCCGGUCAGUACUACUGCGUGGCAUCAAAUCGAUUAGGAUCCCAGACCUCCCCUGUCGCAACUCUCACUGUUCUCUAUCCUCCCAAAAACACCUCCAUUUUGGCCCGCCCCUCCCCUGUGGUGGACGCAGGUCGGCCUCUGACGCUGACCUGCAGCAGCCAGGCCUACCCGGCAGUGGAGAACUUCACCUGGCACCGCCUCACUCCGGAUGGAGGCUCAGCCCAAUCGUGGGGCACAAAAUCAGGUCCUGUCUUCACCUUCUCAGAGGUUGGCCCUGGUGAAAGCGGUCAGUAUUACUGUGAAGCCAGGAAUCGAAUUGGAGCGAACAGCUCUCCGGUGCUCACCGUCAGAGUCAGAGGUCGUCUGAAAGUAAUCGCCUUGGCGUCCGCGGUGGGCGUGUCUGCAGGACUCAUCACUCUGACAGUGGCCAUCAUGAUCAGUAAGAACAUGCACAGAGUGGACACUGAGACAGCAGAAGAUCCAAGCAAGCGUUUACCAGUGACAGCCGACAGCAGCAUGUUCCAUGAGUCAGCCGAGCAAACGUUUCCAGUUAGAAAGGGCAAGAUGUCAGACAUACCAGAGGAACCUGAGGAAUUGAGCGACAGCUCUCAUCCUGCCAUCGUUCCUCUGAUAGAUGCUCCACCAAUCACUGAAGCUGAAGGCCGCAGUUCUGCCUCCAACUGCAUCUCUGUUCAGUACUCCAGGCUGUCGAGUAUGGAUCAAGUGCAGGUGCACAAUCUGCCUUUGACAAAAAAGCCAAAGGAUUCCUCCAGAGUUGCUUAUACUUUACUUCCUGGGCCUCACCGUUGACCAGGAGAUAGCAUCUUUGAGAGUAAACACCUCAUGGAUCCAAUGUCAAACAAACCGGCUCCUUCUGUCUCCACCCUCCUGUGACACAGAAAAACUUUCCUCUAUUCUGAGGAGUGAGAGUCAGAAUGCAGCACAUGGACCUGUAUUGGAAUAAAACUCAUGAAUAAUGUUGCAUGUCUUUCCCUCUUGGGUUUGAUGCAUCCCUCAAGACUGCCUGAUACAAUGACAACCUAAAAAUACUAUUAAUUGACUUUUUUUUCCUUUUCUUUGAACAGGUGUCCUGAAUUUUUUGUAAAUAUAUAUAUUUUUUUCUGUUCCUUCAUCCUACUUGCUUUACCUGGUUGCUAGAUUAAACCCUUUGCAUCGUUGGACUAUAAAAAAUGCUGAAUUUGAAUGAAAUUAAAACUCACUUAACACAACUGCACAAAAAUAUAACCUGCAAGUGGAUCUACCGUAUUUGAAAUGAAAUGCAGCCUGCAUUGUGCUUGUUACAGCGAAUACUCUGCAUUAGUGAUUCAAUGACUGCAGCCCAUUUCAUGAAAACGUGCAUUCCAUAUUAUAGAUUGUUACAAUAAAGAAAUAUGGAAAGAAA